Oncorhynchus nerka (sockeye salmon) is the source of this 2323-nucleotide messenger RNA. Its product is annotated as cilia- and flagella-associated protein 251-like. The coding region runs from base 62 to 991 and encodes 309 amino acids. The transcript is spliced from 3 exons. The record is from RefSeq and is a predicted model, not a curated record. Lineage: Eukaryota; Metazoa; Chordata; Actinopteri; Salmoniformes; Salmonidae.
CACCCGCCGUUAAACCAAAGAAGGAGUAACGCGAGAUAGAACAACAACAGCUGCCAGUUCAAUGUCAAGCGUCAAGCCUUCCAUGUCUGAACCCAAGUCCCCGGGUUCUUACUGUGGUGUUCCAGCACAGAGAAGCUCACAGUGGGGUCCAGAGAUGGUCUCAGUGAAGCUGGAGGACUGCAGUCAACCACUGGAACUCAAUGUGAUAGUCAAAGAGGAGGAGGAGGAGGAGAGAGGGAUUAAAGAGGAGGAGGAGGAGAGAGCAUUCAAAGAGGAGGAGGAGGAGGAGGAGGAGAGAGCAUUCAAAGAGGAGGAGGAGGAGGAGAGAGCAUUCAAAGAGGAGGAGGAGGAGGAGGAGAGAGCAUUCAAAGAGGAGGAGGAGGAGAGAGCAUUAAAAGAGGAGGAGGCAGAGGAGCGUGCAUUAAAACAGGAGGAGGCGGAGGAGAGAGCAUUCAAAGAGGAGCAGAGAGCAUUCAAAGAGGAGGCGGAGGAGAGAGCAUACAAAGAGGAGGAGGCGGAGGAGCAAGCAGUCACAGAGGAGCAGAGAGCAGUCACAGAGGAGCAGAGAGCAGUCACAGAGGAGGCGGAGGAGAGAGCAUUCACAGAGGAGCAGAGAGCAUUCAAAGAGGAGGCGGAGGAGAGAGCAUACAAAGAGGAGGAGGCGGAGGAGAGAGCAUACAAAGAGGAGGAGGCGGAGGAGCAAGCAUUCACAGCGGAGCAGAGAGCAGUCACAGAGGAGCAGAGAGCAGUCACAGAGGAGCAGAGAGCAGUCACAGAGGAGGCGGAGGAGAGAGCAUUCACAGAGGAGGCAGAGGAGAGAGCAUUCAAAGAGGAGGAGGCGGAGGAGAGCGCAUUCAAAGAGGAGGCAGAGGAGAGAGCAUUCAAAGAGGAGGCGGAGGAGAGAGCAUUCAAAGAGGAGGAGAGAGCAUUCACAGAAGUGGAGAACAGGGAAGAGGAGGAAGAAGUAGAUGGGAACACUGACCCAGGUUAAAGGUCAAUGUUUCAGUCUACGUUGUCCUUCAUCAGAAGAAUCCCACAAAGGGAAGUGCCAGUUAUGAUUUUCCUUUGCGAUGAUGAUUUAUUUUUUAUAAAUUGCACCUCGACUCACGUUGAUUGAGCGCCCUCCUCUUCUUUCCAAAAAGGAAUAGUUUCACCAUCACGUUGAUUGAGUGCCCUCCUUUCCCUAAAGGAAUAGUUUCACCAUCACGUUGAUUGAGCGCCCUCAUCUUCUUUCCAAAAAGGAAUAGUUUCACCAUCACGUUGAUUGAGCGCCCUCCUUUCCCUAAAGGAAUAGUUUCACCAUCACGUUGAUUGAGCGUCCUCCUCUUCUCUCCCUAAAGGAAUAGUUUCACCAUCACGUUGAUUGAGCGUCCUCCUCUUCUUUCCCUAAAGGAAUAGUUUCACCAUCACGUUGAUUGAGCGCCCUCCUUUCCCUAAAGGAAUAGUUUCACCAUCACGUUGAUUGAGCGUCUUCCUUUUUUUCCAAAAAGGAAUAGUUUCACCAUCACGUUGAUUGAGCGUCCUCCUCUUCUUUCCAAAAAGGAAUAGUUUCACCAUCACGUUGAUUGAGCGCCCUCCUUUCCCUAAAGGAAUAGUUUCACCAUCACGUUGAUUGAGCGCCCUCCUCUUCUUUCCCUAAAGGAAUAGUUUCACCAUCACGUUGAUUGAGCGUCCUCCUCUUCUUUCCCUAAAGGAAUAGUUUCACCAUCACGUUGAUUGAGCGUCCUCCUCUUCUCUCCCUAAAGGAAUAGUUUCACCAUCACGUUGAUUGAGCGUCCUCCUCUUCUCUCCCUAAAGGAAUAGUUUCACCAUCACGUUGAUUGAGCGUCCUCCUCUUCUCUCCCUAAAGGAAUAGUUUCACCAUCACGUUGAUUGAGCGUCCUCCUCUUCUCUCCCUAAAGGAAUAGUUUCACCAUCACGUUGAUUGAGCGCCCUCCUCUUCUCUCCCUAAAGGAAUAGUUUCACCAUCACGUUGAUUGAGCGCCCUCCUCUUCUCUCCCUAAAGGAAUAGUUUCACCAUCACGUUGAUUGAGCGCCCUCCUCUUCUUUCCAAAAAGGAAUAGUUUCACCGUCUUAAAACGGGUUUGACCUUGAAAUGAGGGACGGUGGUAAAUGAGUCACUAAUCACAUGAAAUAAAUAAUAACGUUCAGAAAGGACUUUCCAGAAGCAUCAACGUCACCACUAGGGCUUUACAAUGAUGGUGAAAAUGUCGAUACGUUUUGGUGUUCAAUGGGUUAAAAUCGUCCAAGACGCCACUGAGGUGCAUAGGAGGGACUUGUCAAAAUGCUACAUAUCUGCACUUCUCUGUGGUCAUUUAAUAUA